This is a messenger RNA of Sus scrofa (pig), 4332 nucleotides long. RefSeq names its product family with sequence similarity 78 member A (gene FAM78A). The record is from RefSeq and is a predicted model, not a curated record. NCBI's taxonomy places the organism in Eukaryota, Metazoa, Chordata, Mammalia, Artiodactyla, Suidae.
CGCCCAGAGCUGCGCCGUCAGCUCUGCAGCCCGCGCCCUGCGCACACGCGUCGCCGCCCCGCGGGCCCCCCGCAGCAAAGUUCGGCUCAACUUUGAGGCGGGCCUUGACGCCCUGUCCCUUCCACCUCCCACCAGGUCCUCGGCGGCCGCGGCGAACCAGGCAGCGGCCCGAUCGCAGCCCCGGGUCCCCGCACGGCGGCGGGCAGCGCCAGCGCCAGCGGCGAAGGGGACGCGGUGCGUUCGCGUGGGGGGCUUCGGCCCGCGCCCGCGAGUGGGCGCCGACGGGGACCCGCGCAGCGCCGCGCUCUCCUCGGGGACGCUGCGGGCGACCGGAGCCGGGAGCUCGCCUCCUGGAAGCCCCCGAAGGCGCCCGGACCUCGGCGGAUUGAACAGUAUCUACCGCUCUUCCAUUGAUUCGGCCGGGCUGGGCGAGCGGCCGGCUGCCUGUGCCCCGAGCGCGCGUGCGGAAGGCAGAAGGGCAGGAAGUCGAUCUUGUGCAGCGAGGGUGGCGGCACCGCGCAGGGGACCGCCGGAGCCUUCCUUAUUUAUGUGUCUGCCGGCAUUUGCCUUCUUCUCCCAAGACUUCAGGGAGCGUCUCUGAGCUGCGUUCCCCACGCGUGAGGCACGGAAGGGCUGGAUGUCUGAACAAUAUGAUUAUCCACUAACCUCCAAACUCUCCUUUUUUUAACCCAAAGAAUAUCGGUGAUUUUUGUCCACUGCUAGCAGAAGAAGAGAGAACCCAAGGCCCUUGAAAUGCAGCAAAAUCCUUAUUUAUAAAAACAGGCCCUAGGUAGUGAUAUGCAAAGCCCCUCUGCUCAGUGAGUUUUCUAUCCUAUGGAUAUCGGCCUUGAGAUUUGAGACUGGAGAGCAGUACCGUCUGCACUGGGUCCCGCAGCCUCCGUCCUUUCAAUGCCCAGUUUCCUCUGGGACUGCUGGCCUUCCCUGGAGAUCAGAGCGGUACUGUGUGCCAUGGGCUGUAUUCAGAGCAUCGGGGGCAAAGCCAGAGUCUUCCGGGAAGGCAUCACGGUGAUUGACGUGAAGGCCUCUAUCGACCCCAUCCCCACCAGCAUCGAUGAGUCCUCCAGCGUGGUGCUCCGCUACCGGACACCCCACUUCCGUGCCUCUGCCCAGGUGGUCAUGCCACCCAUCCCCAAGAAGGAGACCUGGAUAGUUGGCUGGAUUCAGGCGUGCAGCCACAUGGAGUUCUACAACCAGUAUGGGGAGCAGGGCAUGUCCAGCUGGGAGCUCCCGGACCUCCAGGAAGGCAAGAUCGAGGCCAUCAGCGACUCGGACGGGGUGAACUACCCCUGGUACGGCAACACCACGGAGACCUGCACCAUUGUGGGCCCCACCAAGAGAGACUCCAAGUUCAUCAUCAGCAUGAACGACAACUUCUACCCCAGCGUCACGUGGGCCGUGCCCGUCAGCGAGAGCAACGUGGCCAAACUGACCAACAUCUACCGGGACCAGAGCUUCACCACGUGGCUGGUGGCCACCAACACCUCCACCAAUGACAUGAUUGUCCUGCAGACGCUGCACUGGCGCAUGCAGCUCAGCAUCGAGGUGAACCCCACCCGGCCCCUGGGCCAGCGCGCCCGGCUGCGGGAGCCCAUCGCCCAGGACCAGCCCAAAAUCCUGAGCAAGAACGAGCCCAUCCCGCCCAGCGCCCUGGUCAAGCCCAACGCCAACGACGCUCAGGUCCUCAUGUGGCGGCCCAAGUAUGGGCAGCCGCUGGUGGUGAUCCCGCCCAAGCACCGGUAACAGCCGGGGCGCCCUCGAGGUUCCGUCCAAGCCAGAGCACUGCUCAGACCACCCACACGGACUCUGCGGUCAUCCAGCAAAAUACAACCUUUCUACCUUCUCCAGCGGGCGGAUCUCACUGUGCGAACGCCCCGCCCCCCCAGGACCUGCUUCCCGGGGGAGGGGGAGACCCAGGCGGACCCACCACCCCGCGUGCGCCCUCGGUGUCACCCUGGGUCGCCUUCCCUCUCCUUUUCUCAUCAUUUCAGUCAUUCACGUGCAACAGACUCCCUGAAACAACUGCUUUUUCUCUUCUUUUUUCUUUUUCUUUUUUUUUUUUAAACCGCCUUUUUAUGAGGUUCAGGGGUGGGACGAGCAGGAGCUGGUGAUGAGCCUGGUUGGCACGGGGGCUGAUCCGCAGGCGCGGCAGCCCCUGCCGUGGCAGCUCCCCUCGUCCUCCGUCACGCGGCCUUACGUAGACUUGCUUUGCCAAACUUUUGCCUUAAGCUGAAUUUAAAGGAAAAACAAAAACAAAAAACCCGAAACAAAGAAAGCAGGAUCUCUUUUCUACUGGACUUUUCAUCUUCUGCCAGAGGUGCGGGGGGAGGGGGCCGGGUCAGGGACGAGAGGAAGAUGCUUCUGCCCCUGCCCCCCACCUGCAUGUUGCCGAGGGGGCCCGGGUACCAAUUGCGAUCGAAAACCAGCUGCUCCUUCUUUCCUUAGCAGAGAGCUGGCACCACAGACAGACGGCGCGUAAAAGGCCCCUUCUCUCCACCCCGGGUGGAAGCCCUGCCCUACCCUUGCCUGUGUGAGCGCGGGUCCGGGCAGGUCUGCCAGGGGCUUCUGUUGUCUCUUCUCUGCAGCUGGAACUAGCCUCGGGUGGGUCUAGGAGGAGAGAGGGAAGGUCCUGAGUUCGAGCUCGAGCCCUGGGAGUAUCCACCGCCUCCGUCCUCGGGGGGUCUACUGGCACGUCGAAGUGUGCAGCUUCUCUGUCUCCCCCGCACCGGUCCCAGACACCCCGAGGGCCAGCUGCUUUACCAGCCAUAGUUCCCUCCCUCCAUGCACCUUCUCAGGGGACACAGACAGGCUUUGAGUGCCAGGCACCGGAGGCGAGGACACCCAGAGCAGGCACUUCUGGGUCUGGGAAGGCAGGGGAGGUGGGAGGCAGACCCCCACCCACCCCACCCGGCUGCCUGCCCUCAAGGAAGUGAGCCAGGGCCCAGGGCUGGUCUGAGACAGUGACCGGUGGGCCAGUCCUUGCGGACACCCUCCUUCAGGGCCUGGGCCCCCCGGAGCCUGGAGCUUUUUGUGUCUGUCUUGAGGGCUGCCUGCAGGUGCAGAGGUGACACCCCACAGAAGCCCCUCCCUCCAGCCUUGCCAAACCCACAGCCACAUCACCUGGGCCCCCCAUUCGAACUAAGAAUAAUCAAGCACAGAAAACUGUCCGAUACGAAACAAACUCCAUUUCUGCUGCAGAUGAGCCACGUGUAGGAGUCCCAGUGACAGCGUGGGCAGGUGUGGGUCACUAAAUCCUUGCUCUGCUCCUUGACCCAUGAGACACUGUAUUUAUUCAAGGGGUGCUACCGUGCCGCCGUCUCCUGAGCCCCUCCUGAUGGGAGGCGUGCAGCCAUCCUGAACAACUGGACAGGAGAGGGCUUGGUGUGGCCGGCGGCUGGCCUGGUGCUGGGGGAACCCCUGUCAGGCCCAGAAUCUUCCCCCUGGGAAGUGCCAGGCCCCCUGGGUGUGUUUGGAGGCCCACCCCACAGAGAGGCUGUAGCCUCAAGUGAGGGGGCUGAGGGGUCCCGGCACCUCCUCUGGGGACAGGCUGGGGAGGGGCUGGGUGGCAGCGGCUGCCCUGGUGGGACCUGGCCUCUUGAUGGCAAGGCCCUUCUCUGAACUCAGGUCUUUUCUUGCACUAAAAAGGAGAAAGGGCCCUGAGCGAGGGGUCAGGAUCCGGACUUGGGGUUCCGGGCUGGGUCACAGCUAAGGAGUUCUCACUGGGGUCGGGGUGGGAGCGGGAAGGAACAGCGGGGGGUGGCCUGGAGCUGUCAGGGGGCCCUGUCUCCUGCGUGUGAGCUGGUCCCCUCGGCAGGGGCCCAGUGCUGUGCCCACUUGGAGGGGCAACGCUGCUCUGGAUGCCUCCCCCCCCCACCUGCCGCAGGCCUGGGCCCCCAGCUCACCUUGCUCUCUGGCUCAUCCCUCCCCCCCGAACCCCUGGCCCUUUCUUUCUGCCCCUCCCGGCCUUUCUGAAGUCAGGCCUGGGAAGACCCUGGGGAGGCUGCAGGUCUGGCUAAGGAUGCUCGGCUUAGCUUGGGUCUGGUCCCCCGGCCUCUCCCUCAUGUCAGGAGCACAGACCCCAGGCCUCGCCUGGGGCCCCGAGCCCUCUGGUGUCCUGCUGUGCAGCAUGGACACCCUCCUCCAGCAAUAAGGACCGUCCGUGGUCGUGGAGAGUACUGUGAAAACAAACCAAUGCACUUACCAGGAGGCGCGAGACUCUUGAAGAAAAAUGUAAAAUGAACCUUUUUAAAUAAAACCACAAGGAAUAUUCACAAAGAGAAAUAAAGUGUAAUUUUAAAGUAGGCCUGGCUAGGA